This is a messenger RNA of Myotis brandtii (Brandt's bat), 528 nucleotides long. It is a transcript of the gene TMPRSS5, whose product is annotated as transmembrane protease, serine 5. Lineage: Eukaryota; Metazoa; Chordata; Mammalia; Chiroptera; Vespertilionidae. Gene Ontology annotation, cellular component: plasma membrane. The record is from RefSeq and is a predicted model, not a curated record.
AUGGCUCCUGUGUGCAGUUUCAGGCUGGCCUGCCUGUCCAGCUGGCGGGUCCAUGCGGGGCUGGUCAGCCACAGUGUGGUCAGGCCCCAUGAGGACCUGUGGUGGAGAGGGUCAUCCCCCACCCUCUACAGUGCCCGGAAUUACAACUACGACGUUGCUCUCCUACGGCUCAAUUUCUCAACCCAUGGCUGGGACACGCUGCAGGACACGGUAGUGCUGCUGCUCAGCACCCAGCUCUGCAACAGCUUCCAUGUGUAUAAUGGGGGCCCCCCGGUGCUGUGUGCCAGCUACCUGGACAGGAGGGCUGAUGCCUGCCAGGUGUGGCAGCAAGGGGGCCAAGGAGGAAGGGGGAUAUCGGGCUGUGCAGAGCCCAAGCACCCUGGGGUCUAUGCCAGAGUUGCUGAGCUUUUGGACUGGAUCCAUGACAUGGUGCGGGUGGGUGGUGGUGGGAGCAGUGCCUCCUUAGAGGAGCCCCUGGCCCUGGAGGCUCCUGGGGAGAUGGGGUCAAGGCUGGACAGUCCAGAUUAA